Molecule: messenger RNA, 10082 nt
Organism: Eriocheir sinensis (Chinese mitten crab)
Lineage: Eukaryota; Metazoa; Arthropoda; Malacostraca; Decapoda; Varunidae
Product: protein tramtrack, beta isoform-like
Exons: 8
Coding region: 222-1538 (438 amino acids)
Biological process (GO): regulation of transcription by RNA polymerase II
Cellular component (GO): nucleus
Molecular function (GO): protein binding
Source: RefSeq, a predicted model, not a curated record
AGAUUAUCAUUACCUUAACGUGUUUUCAUUCCUACAUGCUUUAGUAGCGUUAAAAACACUUAUUGUCAAAUAGCGUUAGGAAAGUGUUACAUUGCUUGAUUACAUUCGGCUCUGUGGAGACGAACGUUGCCUGUCCAUGGGGUAGUGGGUCAUGGAGGCAGCUAGGAGCAGCAGGGCCUGAGCUGGGUUUUGCUGUAAUACAGGAAAAUCUGGUGGGCAAUAUGGCAGAUGGAAUGUUGUCACUUUCUUGGAACAACCACAGCACAACUUUCAGCCACACCUUGGCAGCACUGAGAGCUAAGGAAAGGUACACUGAUGUCACACUAGCAUGUGAAGGGAAGUUUUAUCAAGUUCAUAAGCUUGUGUUAUCGACCUGUAGCGAAUAUUUUGAAAACAUGUUUGAUCACACUCCUUGCAAGCAUCCAGUCAUAGUACUGACUGAAAUCCACUGGGAGGAGUUAGAAGCUCUCUUGAGCUAUAUGUAUGCUGGUUUUGUCAAUGUUGCAGAAAACAGUUUAGCUAGACUAAUAAAGGUUGCUGAACUGCUGGAAGUUAAAGGUCUUGCAGUUCCUGAUGAACCACAAAACAGCAAAAAGAGGGGUUCCAAUAGCCAGUGGACGAAUGAAAACAGAAAAAGCCCUCUUGCUGAAAAUAAGCAACCGCAUCGCAGUAAGGAUGAUAGAAAUGUAUUGCUUUCAAAAUCCCAGAACUCCAGUGAUAGCAGAACAAGCCCCCAUCCAAAGAGACAGAGAACAAGAAAUUCAGUUUCUUCCCUUGAGAGCAUUCAGUCACCAAACAGGUCUCCAGUAAAAGAAACUUCAAGACCUACUGAUGAAAAUGAAUACAGAGAUGAAGUUGAUAGUUCUUGGAGUGAAGUAGAUGGUGAUAAUCAGAAAAACCCUGAACGAUUUGAGGAUCAGACCUCCCUGCAACACCAGGAACACCUUAAUGAUAAAGUACAGGUUACCCUGGAUGAAGCUCUAGUUAAAGAAGAGAUGAUAGAUGUGAGAGAUGGCCGUAGUGGCUCAACUCAGUAUGAAGGUAUGGCUGGCAACUCAUCAGCUGGUGGGCAAUGCAGCACAAGUCUCACGAUUCCCAAGUAUGAUCAAGCAUCAAAGCAAGAAACCAUUGCACAAUUUGUCCAUGGUCAGCAACCACCUCUUCAUGAAGCUGUUGUAGAAGCACUUGCAGGACCUUCUGGUAUGCAAAGGUGGGCAGGAAUAAGUGAAGCUGGCAGAAGAUUGGUGCUUGAGGAGGGAGAAGGCGAAUUGCCUCCUCAUCUUCUCAGUCAGCCUGCAACACAGUCCCAUCAACCACUGGGAAGAAUGGGCAAGAGUGGUCAAAGGACUAGUGGAAAAGAUACCCCAAAGAAGAGGCACCAGUGUCCAUACUGUGUCUACUCUACUGCCCGAAAAGAUCACUUGCAAAAACAUAUACGCACCCACACCGGGGAGAAGCCCUAUGCCUGCCGCCUCUGCCCUUACCGAUCCUCACAGAAAUACAACCUAAAGAGCCAUGAGUUUACACAUAAAUUAUAAGAUCACUCAUACGAAAUAUGUAGUCAGUAAUUGUUUCAUGUCUUUUUGCCAAAUGCCGGAUAAUAUUAAACUUAUGUUCCGCGUAUUAGAGAUCUCACUCUGAAGAUAUUUUUUUAUUGUUGAUGAAAGGACAAAAAGUAAACCCUUGCCGACCACAAGGAUUACAGCUCCUCAAACACUUUGGCAUGAGAUGAAUAAAAAAAAUGCAUGUGGCAGUCACUGGUCGAGCCCAGGCAGAGGCGAGAGGAUGACGAAAGACAAGGAAGCAAGAUGUACAGCAAUGGAGGCAGCCAAUGGCAAGACAAUUAAAACGAAGUCAACAUAUGGCUGCUCCUGCAAAGGAUCAUAAAAUGAAGAAGCUCAAAGAUAAUCAACUUAAAUUGGAGAGGUGUCUUGAAAGUAUUCAUGUCAUAGGAAGGAGGAAGUACAGAUGAAGGAAGGCUGCUCCAGAGUUCACUAUUGAAAAGGAUGAGAGAAUCAAGAUACUGGCUAACUCUCGCAUUAUAAGUUUGACAGCAUACGGAUGAGCUAGCAUAGAAAACUGUGCACAGCAAUGCUGCAGGAAAGAUGAUGGCAUGCAGAUAGUGAGUUCAGAAGAGCAGUUAGCAUGAAAAUAGCAGAAAAAGGUACCAAGGAAAGCAAUAUUGUGGCAGAAUUUAAGGGGUUGGGUAAGGUAAAACACCAUGUUCCUAAGAAUAAGAAUAAGGCCAGAGAUUCAAGUUUCUGUAUUAUUUAAGGCUUGAGUUAAAAGAUAUUAAAAGAUGUUAUGUUAAAAGAUGUGUAAUAAUGCAGAAUAGUAGAAUAAUUGAAAUAGGUUGAUUUAAAACAGUUAAUUUUGGAAGUCCUUGUUAAUGCAGUGCUCAUCAAUUGAUUGUAGAUGUGGAGGAGGUUGAGGCAAGAGGUUCACUGUAUUUAUCAAAAGGAAAAAUUUAUGGAAUUAGACCAGGGUGGAGCCAGGCUUCUUCAGAAACGAGUCUAAUGUCCAUCAUAGAGUUUGCAUUUUUUAAUCGUUACUGAGAUUUUUAUCACAGGCAAUUGUGUCUAAUAUAAAUAACUUAUUUUUUGUAAGAUUUGUUAACACAAAUGCUCACCAGUCAAUUUAGAUGAAAUUAUGGAACAUGAAGUGGUUUGUUUACAUUGAAUUGGCAGAUAUAUGCAUGUCACUAACACAAUAUACCUACUUCAGUCACUGCUUCUCUAAACACACACACACACACAUGGCAGAUGGAAUUCAACCUUGGAAAAUGUAAAAAAAUAGAGUUUGGUAGGAGUGGUAGAAGAUGUGAAUAUGAUUAUAAGAUGGGAAGUGAGAUAAUAUGCAGAGGAAUGGAAGAAAAAGAUUUGGGAGUGACUAUCUCAGAGAACAUGUCACCGGACAAACAGAUCAACAGGAUAACGGGACAAACUAUGAAUUUGCCGAGGAACAUAAGGACGGCAUUUGUGUAUUUGGAUGAGGAGAUGAUGAAGAAAAUAAUAGUUACAAUGAUAAGGCCAAGGUUGGAGUAUGCAGCAGUGGUCUGGUCUCCUCACAAAAAGAAGAAUAUAAGAAGGCUGGAAAGAGUACAGAGAGUGGCAACUAAGAUGGUACCAGAACUAAGGGAUCGGACUUACGAGGAGAGACUCAAUAGCAUGGGGCUCACAACCCUGGAGAGAAGAAGAGAAAGAGGAGACCUGAUAGCGGUGUACAGGGUGGCGAGUGGGGUGGAGAAUCUGGACAGAGAAGACCUGUGUGUGUGGAGCGAGAGAGAAACAAGAGGACAUGGAAAGAGGUUGAGGGCGACCACGUGUAGGCGAGAUGUGAAAAAGUUUAGCUUCCCAAACAGAAGCAUUGAGCUGUGGAAUGGACUAGGGGAGGUGGUGGUUUGUGCAAGAAACAUUCAUGAUUUUAAGGAAAAGUUGGAUAAGAGCGGAUAUGGAGACGGGACAACGUGAGUGUAGCUCUUUUCCCGUAUGUCACAACCAGGUAAAUACAACUAGGUAAAUACACACACACACACACACACACACACACACAGACACAUGAUAAAUGAAGUGAAAAAAAAGAAAUGAAGAAAGAUCAGAAGAAGAAAAGAAGAAUUUUUUUUUGAGAAUGAAGAAUGAAAAACUGAUGAAGUGGUGGAUAGGAGGCGAAAAGAGGGAGUAAGGGUGUUGAUAGAAGGAGGGGAAAGAAAGGGAGAAGGGAAGAAAGGUUUAAAGAUUGUGUACACUAACAUAGAUGGUUUUGUAUCAAAGAAAAUUAAACUAACUGAUUAUUUAAGGGAGAGUGAUACAGAUAUUAUAGUAUAGUUGAAACAAAACUUGUAAAAGAACUGGAACUUGUGAUGGAGGGAAAGACCAAGUACAACAUUUAGAGAAAAGAUAAGAAAGAAGGAAAUGGAGGAGGAGUGAUGAUAAUGAAGAAACAAAACUUGAAAGUGACUGAAGUGAGAUAUGGAAAUGACAAUGUGGAAGUGAUGGCUGUUCAGGUACUGGUAAAAGGUGGAGAGAAGAAUAACAUAAUAACAGCCUCUGUCCCCCCUAAAACCAAAAGUUGGAAUGAAGUAAGAUAUAAUGCUAUGCUGGAAGAUACAAUACAGGCACUGACAGACAAAAUAAAAAAUAAUGAAAAGAUAAUAUUAACAGGAGAUUUCAAUUGCAAAGAGGUGAAAUGAGAAGAUUAUGCAACAGAGGGUGGUGAAAAUACUUGAGGAAGUAAACUAUUGAAGCUGGUAACAGAUAACCUGAUGACGUAGUGGGUACAAGGAGAAACAAGGCUGAGAGGGGAUGACGAACCAUCAAGAUGACCUAAUUUUCACAAAAAAACGUGGAGUUAGAUAAAGGAGUCAGUCAUGAGUGCCCCUUGGGUAAGAGCGACCAUGAACUAUUGGAGAUGAAAACUUUGGAAGGAUGUGAAUAUCAAGAUGAGGCUUAUAAGGAAAAAAGAAAAAACUACGCUAAGGCAGAUUACGUUGGACUCAAGACUUUCUUAGGUGGGGUAGACUGGACUGAUAUGAAGAGGAGUACUAAUAUUCAAGAGAAAUAUGACUUUUUUUUUAUGAAUAUUUACAACAGAGGAAUACAGAUAUAUGUUCCAAAUUACACAGUAAAAACUAAAGGAGAGAAAACAUGGUUUGGAUGGAGGUGUGAAACAGCAAGGAGAAAUGGAAAUAAGGCAUGGAGGAAUUUAAAGAAAAGACAAAAUGAAAACAACAGGGACAAAUAUAAAAAAGCAAGAAAUGAAUAUGUAAAAAUGAGAGGAGGAAGCUAAAUUUGAAAGAAGAAUAGUUUUUAAAUGUAAAGAAGAACCAAAAAUGUUUUAUAAAUUCGUAAACGGAAAGUUAAAAAGAACUGAAGGAGUGGAAAGGCUAAAAGAAAAAAAUGUAUUCUUCAAAAAGGACAAAGAAAUAGCAGAAAUAUUAAAUAAAAUUUUUCAUAAAGUGUUUACGAAAGAAACCGACGAUGACUGUGGUCUUGAAAAUUGCAAUGAAGGGAAACUAAAUCUUGUAAAGGUUUAGAAAGGGAAACUGAUACAGUUGAUGAAAACCUGAGAUGGAAGGAAAGCUAUGGGACCGGAUGAAAUCUUGGGUCAAGUGCUAAGUGUAGAAAUGAAUUAUUGGACCCACUUUAUGACAUAAUAACAUGCUCUAUAAAUACAGGAAGAGUGCCCUUAGAAUGGAAGAAAGUGAACAUUGUACCAAUUUAUAAAAGUGGAGAUAAAACUGAACCACUAUAUUAUAGACCAGUCUCUUUGACAAGUGUAAUGUGCAAGAUUUGUGAAAGUAGCUAUAAUAAAAAACAAUGGGUUCAACAUUUUGAAUAGGAAAACAUGAUAAAUAAGGGACAGUUUGGAUUUUAGAAAAAGGGAAAUCGUGUGUCACCAACUUACUAUGUUUCUACUCAAGAGCAAUAGACGUGGUGCAAGAGAGAGAAGGAUGGGCUGAUUGUGUAUAUCUCGAUUUGAAAAAAAGCUUUUGACAAGGUUUCGCACAAAAGGUUAAUCUGGAAACUGCAGCAGUGGGGAGGAUUGGGUGGAAAGGUUAUCAAGUGGAUGAAGGAUUACUUACUUAACAGGAAGAGAAAUGAAGAUGGUGAUUAGGGAAGAGAAAUCAAAUUGGAGGAGAGUAGAGAGUGGCUUUCCUCAAGGCUCAGUUCUGGCACCAAUAAUGUUCAUAAUAUACUAUAUAAAUGAUAUGCCGAAGGGUAUAAAAAGUUAUAUGAGCCAUUUUGCAGAUGAUGCAAAGUUAACCCGUCCGCUGCAAUUGGCACAGAUUUGGCUUUCACUGGUAGCUUGGUAACAUAUAAUCUCAGGUCUUUCUCUGCCUCUGUGGUGGAUAGUGGAGUGUUUUUCAUAUGGUAUUGGUAUGCUGGAUAUCCCCUCCCAAGGUGCAGGACUUUACAGUUUUCUUCAUUGAAUUGUAUCAUCCACUUUUUGUUCCGUUCCUGAAGCUUGGUGAUGUCUUCUUGUAGGAAAUCUGCAGUCAAAGGGUUAAUAAGAAGAGUGAGGAUGGAGGAAGAUUGUGAAGAACUGCAAAAAGACCUGGAUAGAGUGUAUAGAUUGAGCCAGUUAUGGGAGAUGGAAUUUAAUGCAAACAAAUACCAUGUUAUGAAAAUGGGGAAAAGUGAAAAAAGGCCGAGGAAAACAUAGGAUGGGAGAAAAAACUUAAAGGUAGUACAUGAAGAAAAAAAUUUGGGAGUAACAAUGCAAGACACAGAAGGAUAUCAGAAAGUUGGAAAGGAUACAGAGAAUUGCAACUAAAAUGGUCCCAGAACUCUCGUAUAUGACGUUUGAAGGAGAUGGACUUAACGACACUGGAACAAAGAAAGGAGAGAGAUCUGAUCACGCUGUAUAAGUUGGUAAAUAAGUUUGAUGAGGUGGAUAGAGAUGAUCUCUUCUCAACUGCGAGAAUGCAGGGACUGAGAGGACAUGGAAAGAAACUGAAUAAAGGAACCUGUUUGAGUGACUUGAAAAAGUACAGUUUUCCACAUAGAAGUGUUAACACAUGGAAAAGCUUGCGGGAAGAGGUGGUGGAGGCGAGCAGUGUCCAACAAAUGAAGGAAAGGCUGGAUGAAUGUAGAUAUGGAGACAGGACUAUUAGAGCUUAGCUCAGGCCCGGUAGACUACAAAUAGGUAAAUACACACACACACACAUGCAUAUAUAUAUAUAUAUAUAUAUAUAUAUAUAUAUAUAUAUAUAUAUAUAUAUAUAUAUAUAUAUAUAUAUAUAUAUAUAUAUAUAUAUAUAUAUAUAUAUAUAUAUAUGCAUUGACACCUGGAUUGGAAAAGGAGACAGCUCAAGCCAAUUUAUAUUCAUAAAUUUAAAGCUAAACUUGAUAAACUGACAUUUGGAGACAUGAGAUCCACGAGUGUAGCUUGCUUCCCGUAUAUCAGAACUAGGUAAUAAUACUAGGGAAAUACAUGCACACUGUUCACCAUUGUGAUAUUUUUGUCUUCAAGCCCAAAUCAACUUUCUCUUCUCUCCACGAUGAAGAAACACUUUUGCACUUUGUAGCCAUGGAUUGCAAAAUUUUGCAUUUAUCAACCAGCCUGAAAGGGAGCAUGAGCAGCUGUUUUAGAUUGGAGAACACAGUUCUGAAAUUACUUUUUAAUUUGAUUACUUUCUUACGCUGUGCAUGUCUUUGUUUUAUCUUCGUGGUGGCAAUACAAUAAUUCUGUGAAGAUCAUAACUUCACAUUUGUGUAUGAUUGAAUGGGAGUGUGAUGUCAUACCUUCAGAGCUAGGUAUGAUUAACUGAUAUUCAUUUGGCAUUGAACUUAGGCCAGAUAUAUAUAUAUGUCCUCACUCCUUGUCAUGCAUUUAUAAUUUUUUUCUUUUCUAGGAAGCACAAACUAUCCUCAAAUCUUAUCUACCUGCAAGAGGUCACUUAGCAAAAUGGCUCCAGGUAUGGGGGCAGCAAUGAAUUUCACCAAGCUCAGUACUGAACCAUAAAUUUUGUCCUGAAAAGCUGAAUUUUUUAUGUAGUGGUCAGUAUGUAUUGUUCAGAAGUAGAUAUACUGAAAACUCAACAAGUAAUAAAUAAUACAAAUAGAGUACAAAAUGUUAAACUUUAUGAUACUCAAAUGUGUUCAUAGAACUGUACAGGGUUUCUUUAUAGGGUGUUUCACAGAUAUAUAAAGAGGGUUGAAUCUGUGAACAACUUGGUGAUAUUGUAUAUACAUACAAGUAGGAAACCAGUCCAUGUCUAAACUAAUGGUUUUACAUGUCAUUUACUUAACUCUCUGUCCAAUGGAAAUAAGGAACUCUUACUUUUAAUCAAGCACUCAUGGGAUUAGCAUAGAAACCUUUGUAUGUGGCAACAUCAUUUUUAUCUAUAACUACUGCAUUUACUAUCUCUCUUUGUUAAUGAAGCCAGAUUUUAUAGAAAAUAUUUUUUAUUUAUCUAUUUAUGUAUUGAAUGAAAGAUGGAAAAUGUUGGGAAAUGCCUUUAUCAUGCAGUGGACUACUAAUGGCUAAGGUUGAUAUAUUUUUACAAUAGCUGCUUUACCAGUGCUGACUAAUCAAUAAUAUGAAAAUACUAAUCACAUCACUGGCUCUGACAAUUACUGUUGUGUGGAAUAGCUUUCUGGUUUAUAUUUUUUCCCUCCAUCUUUUUUCACAACCUAUAUUUUCCAUUCCUUCUAUAUUCUUUUCCUCUUAAGGGGCACACCUGGGUGUCUUUAAUAAUUGCCGUACGACUCUGAGAUGCUGAUGUAAUUUGUGUGUGUUUAUGAUAAUAGUUCAUGAAAUUUGGUCGAUAACUUUCAUGUUAUAUAUAAAAUUAUGUGAAAAAAAAUCUUAACACAUUAACUGCCAUAACUAUCACUGGUGGUACAUUGCAAACUUUCAAUAAAUGCCACAUGUUCCACCGGUACAUUAAUGAUAAGAAAAAAGAAAAAUGAAAUUCCAGUGAUCUGACUAAAUUCUGUAGAAACAAAUAAAAAGAUAAAUUAAAAGCAAGACAAUGAGUGUCACACUGGGAGCAUUGGUAAGGAAGUUGAGAGGUGGAAAGGCAGCUGGGGUUUGAAAUAUCAGUGAGAUGCUGAAAGCCAGGGGUGAAGCUAUGAUCCGUGGGUUGCAUGAGGUGCUGUCUGACGUGUGGCAGUCUGGUGCCAUUCCUCUUGACUGGAAAAGGGGGUUGGUUAUCCCUUUCUGGAAAGGGAAAGGGGACUGGCAGGACUGCAAAAAUCACUGUGGUUUUACACUGCUUGGUGUGCUGGGUAAAGUGCUCACUCAUCUGCUGCUGAUGUGAAUUUGAUCUCUUCUGCUAAAGUUUCAGGGCAGUCCAGAUACAUCCAUGCUUGGUAAGCCAACAACUGACCAGAUUCUUGCACUUCAUGUCCUUGUGGAACACCAAUAUGAGUUUUGACAGGAGCUACUCACAACCUAUGUGGGUCUCAAGAAGGCUUUUGACUCAAUGCACUGUGAGGUACUCUGAGAAAUUCUGUGGAUCCAUGGGAUUCCUACAAAGAUUAUUGACCUGAUGGGCACAUGGCACACCUCCUGGAUGGAGGAGACCAAGGGCUGCCCACGUAACUCAUGGCUGGGCAAGUUGAUCAAUCCUGCCAGGAGGGAUUUGAAAUGUAAAAAGCAGCUGCAUGGGAGCUUGCUCGGUUAGACUGUUGGGAGUGGAGGUGGCAAGUUAUUAUUAUUGUUAUUGUUAUCAUUAUUAUUAUUAUUAUCACUUUCCUCCUUCUGCUUGUCCUCACCCUUCUUUAUUUAGAUCAAUCAUGCUCAUGAGUGUGUUUGUGAUAUGGGAAUAGUGUUAUAUGGUUGGGUUAUGUAUUUUAACUGCAGAAACUGUAUAACGGUUUAUGCGCCUCUCUUUCAAAUUGGGGCCAGUAGUAUUUGGACUUUUUUUUCUUAAAUCUUCAAAAAAAUUACAAUGUGUAAAAAUAUGAUCAUUAUUUUUUUUCAAAUAGCAAUUCCACCACAAAGUCUUACAACGGCUGAAUCUUCAGUGCAUAGACAUUUAUACUACAAUUAUUUGUAAUGAAGACAUAAUUUUGAACUCCUGUAUUAUAAAGAAGAUAGAUACCCUGUGUUCCUAUAGUGUGCUUCCUCAACACAAGAAACCUCAGUUCUGAAUCCCAAGUCCUUGAGUUUAUCCUGCUCACAUUUAAAAAUUCUUUGUACACCUAUGUGUAAUGCAGCAUCUUAGUUUAUAGGGUAGGCAUCAACAGGUGCAUAUAGGUGUGCUAUAAGUGUGUGUGUUUAAUGUUUGUGGUCUGGGAAAGUUGUCUUAAGUUUGUUCCUGGGGCAAAGGCUAUCCUAAAUUUAUUCAGCCUCUGGGAGUUUUACAGUUUUACAGAAACUGCAAUAGUAUUAGGGAAGCUCAAAAACUUGUUAUAAGACAAUACUAAAGUGGCCACUAAGAUAGUGGGACACUCUAGGCCAAACAGUUUAUAUGUUCAUAGAUAAUUUUGUUAAACAUUUUACAAUUAAUGUUAGAAAUAUUAUUGGUAACAUAAGAUCCCAAUAUAUAUUUAACUUGUAUGAAAACUUACCUGUAACUCAUUUAUGUCACAAUGGAGGCUCUCAGCUAGGAAAGUAAACCUUACUGAUUGAUA